Messenger RNA from Menidia menidia (Atlantic silverside), 2457 nucleotides. The record is from the annotation of a GenBank genome assembly. NCBI's taxonomy places the organism in Eukaryota, Metazoa, Chordata, Actinopteri, Atheriniformes, Atherinopsidae.
CCCCCCCCAGACGGACCGCGCCGUGUCUGCCCUGCUCUGCCCAGCCCGCCGUAUCGCCGAGCGGCCUGCGAAGCACACAAGAUGUCGACCAGAACGCCAUUGCCCACCGUGAACGAGCGCGACACCGAGAACCACUCAUCAGUGGACGGCAUUGUUGAGCCUCCAGCUCCCCCAACCAAGUCUGCGAGUCGCCACAGCCUGCCGCGAUGUCGCAACUCUUUCACCACCACGGAGGAUCACCCUCAUAUUGGCAACUACCGCCUCCUCAAGACCAUCGGAAAGGGGAACUUUGCCAAAGUGAAGCUGGCCCGACACGUCCUGACUGGAAGAGAGGUGGCGGUGAAGAUAAUAGACAAAACCCAGCUGAAUCCCACUAGUCUACAGAAGCUCUUCAGGGAAGUCAGAAUAAUGAAGCUUCUGAAUCAUCCCAAUAUAGUGAAAUUGUUUGAAGUUAUUGAAACGGAUAAGACGCUUUAUUUAGUGAUGGAAUAUGCCAGCGGUGGAGAGGUAUUUGACUAUCUAGUGGCUCAUGGCAGAAUGAAGGAGAAGGAGGCGAGAGCCAAGUUCAGACAGAUUGUGUCUGCAGUGCAGUAUUGCCACCAGAGGAGGAUAGUGCACAGGGACCUGAAGGCAGAGAACUUAUUGUUAGACGCCGAUAUGAACAUCAAGAUAGCCGAUUUUGGCUUUAGCAAUGAGUUCACUGUGGGGAGCAAGCUGGACACUUUCUGUGGCUCCCCACCGUACGCCGCUCCUGAACUCUUCCAGGGAAAAAAGUAUGAUGGCCCUGAAGUAGACGUCUGGAGCCUUGGGGUUAUCCUCUACACACUGGUCAGCGGAUCACUGCCCUUCGAUGGACAGAACCUAAAGGAGCUGAGGGAACGAGUGCUGCGAGGAAAGUACCGCAUUCCUUUCUACAUGUCCACAGACUGUGAAAACCUGCUGAAGAAGCUUCUUGUGCUCAACCCCGUCAAACGAGGCAGUUUGGAGCAAAUCAUGAAAGACCACUGGAUGAAUGUGGGCCAUGACGAGGAUGAGCUCAAACCUUACAUCGAGCCUGAGGCGGACUUCAGUGAUACAUCCAGAAUAGAGCUCAUGGUGACGAUGGGCUUCCCCAAAGAUGAGAUCAACGAGUCUUUACAAGGCCAGAAGUAUGAUGACGUCAUGGCAACCUACCUGCUGCUUGGCCGCAAAGCUCCCGAGUUUGAGGGCAGCGAGCCUCUGACCAACAGCAUCCUGGCUCAGCGACAGCGGCCAACCAGCGACAUCAACAACAGCUCCAGCAUUUCUCCUGCCCAUCCCAAGGUCACGCGCAGCAUCUCGGCCAAUCAGAAGCAGCGCCGCUACAGUGAUCAUGGUGGGGAUGAUGAUGGUGGUGGUGGUGGUGGUGUCGUAGAGAAGCCAAUGGGUCCGUCUGUGCCGCCAGCGGUAUCGUACUCAAAGCGGGGUCAGGCCCUGAGUGUGGAAAGCGACCACAGGGAGGAGUGGGACGGGGCACGUCGGCUAGAGCUCAGUACUUCGAAAGGAGAUGUUCCCGCCUCACCGCUGGGGGUCCAAGAGAGGAAGAAAGUUCCGAGCGCUGUGGGGACCAAUGGCUCAAUGACCCGCAGAAACACGUAUGUGUGUGAGCGGUCAUCAACUGACCGCUAUCCAGCUAUCCCCAACGGCAAAGACAGCAGUUUAACUGAGGUGUCGGGGAGCACGCCAUCGACUGCAGUGAGCUCGACGCGGCCGCGCCACACCAAGUCCAUGUCAUCGUCAGGGCAUCCUUCAAAGAGCACACUGCCUCCCAUCGAUGACAACACCGAGCUUAAAGCCAGCUCCUCCCCGCGCGGCCCUUCCACCUCUCCCUCUGCACACAGUAUUAGCACCCCAGAGAAGAACCGCUUCCCGCGGGGAACCACCAGCCGCAGCACGUUUCACGGAGCCCAGCUCAGAGACCGCCGCAGUGCUACUUACAACGGUCCUCCAGCCUCGCCCACGUUGUCGCACGACACGGGGGCUCUCGCACAACAGCGCAGGGGAACCUCUACAGGGAUCAUCAGCAAGAUCACCUCAAAGUUUGUCCGCAGGGUGCCUAGCGAGGGAGAGGCCAGUGCGCGGACAGAAACACCCAGGAGCGCCUCUGGGGACCCCAAAGAGGAUGGCGGCCGAGACUCCAAGCCCCGCUCGCUGCGCUUCACCUGGAGCAUGAAGACCACCUCCUCCAUGGAGCCUGCCGACAUGAUGAGAGAGAUCAGGAAAGUCCUGGACGCCAACAGCUGCGACUACGAGCAGCGCGAGCGCUUCCUGCUCUUCUGCGUCCACGGCGACGCGCGCCAGGACAACCUGGUCCAGUGGGAGAUGGAGGUGUGCAAGCUGCCCCGCCUCUCUCUCAACGGCGUGCGCUUCAAGAGGAUAUCGGGCACGUCCAUCGCCUUCAAGAAUAUCGCCUGCAAAAUUGCCAACGAGCUCAAACUG